AUGGCCGAUAGCGAUUGGGAUACCGUUACACGUAUUGGCAGCAAAGCCAGGGGUCCUGGCAGUGGAGGUGUCGAUCGUGAACGGGUAGUAAAGGGCAAUGCGGCGCUCAACGCCGCCAAGCGAUCCGGGGCUGUCGUCCUCACGGAAAAGAAAUAUGGAGGUACCAACAGCAAAUCGGGCGCCGAGGGCCAACACUUGACCAAGGUCGACCGCUCGGACGAUAUCAUAAAGCCCAAAACUAUCCCACUAGCAGCGUCACGGGCCAUUCCCGAAUGGCGGAAGCAGAACAAAGGACCAGACGGUAAAGCGAUGACGCAGGAAGAGCUUGCCAGAAGAGCUAAUGUCAAUGCGACGCUGCUCCGGGAUAUUGAGUCUGGCAGGGCGGCAUAUGAUAAAGUAGCGCUUGAAAAAUUGCAAAAAUUCAUGCGAAUCCAUUUGACUGGGGGUGAUAUUGGGAGCCCGAUGGGUCCAAAAUUCAAGAGGCAGCAACAGUCAUGA
This is a messenger RNA of Cladophialophora psammophila CBS 110553, 498 nucleotides long. Its product is annotated as transcription factor. Bases 1 to 498 code for a protein of 165 amino acids. NCBI's taxonomy places the organism in Eukaryota, Fungi, Ascomycota, Eurotiomycetes, Chaetothyriales, Herpotrichiellaceae. Gene Ontology annotation, molecular function: DNA binding. The record is from RefSeq and is a predicted model, not a curated record. Gene Ontology annotation, cellular component: nucleus. The transcript is spliced from 2 exons.